AUGGCCCCCUGUUUUAGAUGGACUACUGAUUGUAUAUCUGGACUCAGGCCUUUAUAUCCUGCUACUUACCCCUUCCAAGGUCAGGGGCGUGUGAACCAGUUGGGUGGAGUGUUCAUCAACGGCCGUCCUCUGCCAAAUCAUGUCCGACUACGGAUUGUAGAAAUGGCAGCAGCCGGAAUUCGGCCUUGUGUCAUCAGUCGGCAACUCAGAGUUUCACACGGUUGCGUUUCCAAAAUACUUAACAGAUACCAGGAAACCGGAAGUAUACGGCCUGGCGUGAUCGGUGGCAGCAGAUCGAAAUCAUCCGAAUCGGAUUCCCGGAUAAGUGCCGACUCCGAUUGCGGGCCGAAAAAAGACUCGGCCGGACUAUUCAGUUGGGAGAUCCGAGACAGGUGGUCAAAAGAAAGAAGUGGCCUGAGAGACAGUCCGACAAAGUUGGACAAGCCUGUGGAGGAAGUCUCAGAACAUAAAGGAGGACACAAACACUCUAUCGACGGCAUCCUUUCUAAAAGGAAAGCCGGUAACGGCAGCGAAGACUGCGCCAAUUCGGACUGCGAGUCGGAGCCCGGACUGACCCUCAAGAGGAAGCAGCGUCGUUCCCGGACCACCUUCACAGCGACGCAGCUGGAUGAGCUCGAAAAGGCCUUCGAGAAGACACAGUACCCGGACAUAUACUCCAGGGAAGAACUCGCCCAAAGAACCAAGCUCACAGAGGCCAGGGUACAGGUUUGGUUCAGCAACCGUCGAGCUCGUUGGCGGAAGCAACUAGGCAGUCAACAUCUCAACAGCUACAGCUCCCUCAAUUUCGGCUACCAACACGCCAAUCCAUAUCUAGUCCCAGACACUGCCGCCUACACUACUCAUACAGAUUCCUCGUCCCUGACGGCCGGUUCUACAGUCCCACUUCAUCACCCUCAUCUGUCGACGGACGCUCGAACUUCACUAACAUACGGUAACCCUCUCGCCGAAUGUGCCUACGUCGCCAACAAUUCAUCUUUACAGUCACAGGUGAUGUCCAUGCUGCAUUCAUCCGUCCCCACCUCUGCGUCCGCCGUGGACUACACCGCCUCGCACCACCACGCCGCAGCCUCCGCCAACCCCGCCUCUGGCGAGGAGAGCGCCUGGAACCGCGCCAACUUGAACGGAUGGAGCGCCCAGCAGAGCGAUGCCGCCUUUGCCGCCGACCACGUGCCGCACGCCUCUGCCGGGGAGGCCUACGCGCCUUUCAACGGCAUGGCGCACCACCACUACGCGGACAUCAAGCCGUCCUUCUACUACCCCGGACAAUACGCGCCCUCUAUCCGGGGAAUUGCGCUCUGA
Uloborus diversus is the source of this 1320-nucleotide messenger RNA. RefSeq names its product protein gooseberry-like. The transcript has 7 exons. Bases 1 to 1320 code for a protein of 439 amino acids. Gene Ontology annotation, biological process: regulation of transcription by RNA polymerase II; anatomical structure development. The record is from RefSeq and is a predicted model, not a curated record. Gene Ontology annotation, molecular function: RNA polymerase II cis-regulatory region sequence-specific DNA binding; DNA-binding transcription factor activity, RNA polymerase II-specific. NCBI's taxonomy places the organism in Eukaryota, Metazoa, Arthropoda, Arachnida, Araneae, Uloboridae.